UAUAGGCAUCCCCGUCGCAACAUAUCGUCAGCAUAACCACUUUUACCCUCUCUUGUCGUUUCCUCUCGGGAUCGAUAUCCACCUCAUACCCGAACAACUCGCAGAACGAACCAGCAAUCAUGUCUGUCGUCAACAAGAUCAAGUUGUGGACUGCCGAGACCCCUAACGGCCACAAGUGUUCCAUCCUCCUCGAAGAGCUCAAACGAGCUUACGGUAUCGAAUACGAGUUCGCAGGCCUCAGCUUCUCCAAGAACGAACAGAAGGAAGAGUCGUUCUUAAAGGUCAACCCUAACGGAAGGAUUCCCGCUUUGACCGACGGUGACCACAACGUCUUUGAAUCCGGUGCCAUCAACCAAUGGCUCGUGGAGAAGUACGACAAGGAAAACAAGUUCUGGUUCGAAGACCCUAAAGAACGCAGCGACGCUUUCUCUUGGAUCAUGUUCUUCCAGAGCGGGCUGGCCCCGAUGCAAGGCCAAGCCAACCACUUUUUCCGAUACGCCCCGGAAAAGAUCCCUUACGGAAUCAAGCGGUACCAGGACGAGACCGCGAGGUUGUACAGUGUCCUCGAGGACCGUCUUGCUGGUAAGCGAGAGAGCAACGGAAGCUCCGGAGAGCCUAGGGACUAUGUUGUCGGAGCUGGCAAGGGGAAAUACAGUAUCGUCGACAUGAACGCCUUCCCCUGGGUCCGUCUUGCCUCAUGGGCCGGUGUUCCCGGGCUCGAGCGUUUCACCCACAUCAAGGCUUGGUUGGAGAGGAUCGAGGCUAGGGAGGCUGUCAAGGCCGGUCUCGACAUCCCCGUCAAGAACUCUUUCAACCCGAACGCUACUCAGGAAGAGUUGGACGCCAAGGCCAAGGAGGCUUCCAAGUGGAUCAUGCAGGGUCAGAACCAAAAGGACGAGAAGAAGUAGCAAUCAAGUGAAGUCGGACGGUCACGGUUGUAAAUGAGUCCAGAAGCCGACAUGAAUCGAAUUGAAGUCUGAAAGGUGUAGCUUCUCUAUCUGGACCUUUGCCAUUAUGAUGCGCGUCGCCUCUCCAUCGACCCUUACGUAUACCCGCCCUCACCGAUCUCGCACGAUCGAGCUUCCUUCGACCUUUGAAACGAAAUGUAGACGGCUUUGCUGCAAUAAUAAUGAUCCC
Molecule: messenger RNA, 1137 nt
Organism: Filobasidium floriforme
Lineage: Eukaryota; Fungi; Basidiomycota; Tremellomycetes; Filobasidiales; Filobasidiaceae
Product: putative glutathione S-transferase
Exons: 9
Coding region: 120-908 (262 amino acids)
Source: RefSeq, a predicted model, not a curated record